AUGGUGAGCUGGGAUCCUCAUUUCACCCCACGGGUGACGGACCCAAACUGGCCGAAUGAUCGAGAGAUACCACAAGUGGUCACGCCGGUUGAGCCCUUGUACGAGUUCAACAUGGAAACUUUCUUCAAAAGGCAUUCUAUUGGCACCCAGAACGAGUUCCUCCUUGAGAAAGAAGAAAUCGAGGCAUUCAACACCCAAAGACAUUCGUUCAAGGCAUGGCCGAUCUUCUACAUCCGCCAAAUGGUGAACUCGGCCGUACUGCUCUUCUUUGUGGAGCCAUCCGGCCAUGACUCGAUGCUGCCCAAGGAGGGCGAGAAUUGCGACAUCUCCAUUCCGGGAUUCAACAGCAAGUCUCCCGCCACCCGCGUCGACAACCCUUGCUCCCUGUGGCGCGUCAGGAAUGAACUCUGGGAGAAGUGCUCCGCCUUUCACGUUCAUCUCACAGGAAAGGACAACAUCAUGGCCAAGUUCCCUCGUCUCCAAUUGGCACAGGGGAGAAGAAGCAUACCUCCAAUCUCGCAGCUGGAAACCCUUCGGGUGUCCUUCAAGCUUCGGGUGUCGACUUCGACCAGAAAUGCGGAGCUUGGGGCUCUCUGGUCCCUCGAUCAGGGAGUGAAAGGGCAUGGGGACGGACACUCGCCGUGGCAAAUCGAAGCAUACAAGUACUUCGUCCUCUUGGGCCAUCCGACGGGACACAUGCCUCUAUUUUCGCUCUUUCCACACAUGUUGGACGCGUUCGUGAGACCCGACUCGAUUCCACCUCAGCUACUGCGGCUUUUCCAGACCCUGAACGACCAGCAGCAGCACGCUUUCCAGCAACUGCUCCGCGAGAUCCCCAACGGCAUAUGCGUCGUUCACGGCUGUCCUGGAGCGGGAAAGACUCACUGGAAUCUCGUCGUGGCGGCCGCCCUGCAGUCAAAGGACGAGAUCACUUAUCCUGGACGAGAGUCGCCAGAGCCUCGGAAGAACAAGGUCCUGUAUCUCAUCGACAUCAACCGCCCUUUGACGGAUGCUGCGAACAAGAUGGCCCGCUUGUAUGAUGACCUGGAACUCACCAAGACGAGCGAGAUCGAUGGGUCGACCGUCCCGAGGACCGCCAUCCGGAUGCACUGCUGGAGCUAUGAGAAGCUGACGCCGAGGCGGAGGCAGCUAGAGGCCCAGUGGGAGGAACUCAAUCACCGGAUGAGCCAAAUCGAACCCGCCGAGGGAAAUCAACAGGGGAGUGGAGGACAGCAGAACUCCGGCCGGGGCCCCUUGCAAGAGUAUGAUGCCCAGGCGGAUGACAGCGAGAGGCUCCAGAUCCACCGCUUCGCUCCGGCCUUCAACAUCGCGGAGGCCGAGAGCAGGAACAGGCCUGAUCAACAAUCGGAGCGCGUUGCUCCCUCCCUUGACGAAGCAGCAUUGGCGCUGUACGAGAAACACAAGGACACCACGUACCGGAGGCUCCAGGGCAUCCGCCGCCGCCUGCAACGCCUAGGAAGCACCGACCUCGAGGAGCUCGAGAACGAGGAGCUGGAGACGCUCUAUCGUGACACCCUGAUGGACGCCGACAUGGUCUUCACGACGCCCGUCUCCGCGAGCAAGUUCUCCUCGUCCCUGUUCUCCCCGACCUUGGUAAUCUUCGACGAGAGCCCCCACGCGCGCGAGCUGUCCAACCUGAUCGCCGUCGCCAAGUUCAACCCGGCGGCGUGGAUCUUCUCGGGUGACGUGAGGCAGACCAAGCCAUUCGUGGGGUCCCUGGCACACGGCCCAUGCAGGAACCAGUUCGGGCCUCAGCUACAGGUAUCCAUGAUGGCCCGGGCAGAUCUGAGGUUCCCGGGCGCGGAAUCUCUGAACAUGAACCACCGUGCCUACGGAGGCUUGCAGCAGCUGGCCUCGGCGGCCAUCUACAACAACAGGAUGCUGCCGGCCAACGACCCCGCGGCGCCCGGCGGCCUGCCACGAAGCACAAUUCACCUUCGCAACAGGUACAUCAUGCCGAUGAAGCACAACCAAGGCAGCCAGGUGUCCCGCCUUCUCGUGAGCCUCAGAGAACCCGGCGCGGCGCGGAAGGCCGACGACAAGAGCUGGUGUCACCCGGGGCACCAGCGCUGGGUCAUGGACCUGGUCCUCAAGCUCCUCAGGGACGACGACUUCAAGCAGACCAGCGGCGCCGGCCAGGGGACCAUCCUCAUCAUGGCGCCCUACACGGCGGCGUUCCGCCGGUACCGCAAGGCCAUCACGGACUUAAGGAUUCGUCACCCAGCAUUCAAGGACCGCGUCGUCGAGGCCCGGACCAUCGACUCGGCGCAGGGCCACGAGGCGGACGUGGUUAUACUGGACUUUGUGCGCCAGCGGCCCACGGACUUCCUCGAGGACCGCAGCCGCCUCUGCGUCGGCCUGACUCGGGCGAGGCAGGCCGAGUUUCUUCUCAUGCACCCGGACCUGGUCCGCGCCGUGGAGGGCGGGAGGCGCAGCUGCCUGAAGAACGUGGUGGCGCUCUGCAAGGGGGCGGGAGAGUUCGUCAGCGACCCGGCUCCGCUGCCCGAGGUUGUGCGCCGUCCGGUCCGUCGUGAGCCGGCGCCGCGUCGCGCUGAGGUUGUGAUUGUGCCGAGCCCUCCGGGACGGGGGGGUGCCUUUGACUUUUCUGGCAUCCUCUUGUCCCUGUUGGACCCGGGCCGCGGCUCGUCUGGGGCUGACGCCUUCUCGCCGCGGCUGUUGCAGGAGGAAUGGGCCCGGCUCCUCGCACGCCGUGCUUCGGGCUCGGCGCAGGCUCCGCUCCGGGUCCAGCGGGACUCUGCUGCUACUCGCGUGGCUGGCCGGGAGUGA
Diaporthe batatas is the source of this 2808-nucleotide messenger RNA. RefSeq lists its product as uncharacterized. The coding region runs from base 1 to 2808 and encodes 935 amino acids. NCBI's taxonomy places the organism in Eukaryota, Fungi, Ascomycota, Sordariomycetes, Diaporthales, Diaporthaceae. The record is from RefSeq and is a predicted model, not a curated record. Gene Ontology annotation, molecular function: 5'-3' DNA helicase activity. The transcript is spliced from 2 exons.